AUGAAAAAAAACUUGUCAUUUAAAUCGACUCCAAUUAAAAAAAAUUUCUGUUCUUCUGAAAUCAGUUCGUGGGUGUAUACAUAAUGAAUUCAGCAUUACUCAGUGGUUGAAUUCGAAUACACACCGAGAUCAAUCGAUAAUGUAAUUAAUUCAUUUGAGAAUGACGCAUUGUAAAUUGAAAAGUGUGAUCGGAAAAUAACUGCAUUGUUUACGACGAAUUGAUAGGGCCAGGGUUUCGGGAUGUAUCGAGUGCAUUGUUGCUACUUCAGGGGCAACCUUGACUGAUAAUAUUCGAUAACGACUAAUCAUUUAUUGAGAUGGGUUACCGGCACAGACGGAGGUCAGCUGGAAUCAGGAGUGUCACAACAAGACGUGCUAUUGUGAAAUCGACCAACAGCUGUUUCACUGGAUGGCUCAGCAUAAUUUUCCACCUCUGAAGAAUGACAGGUUCUUACGAGCAGCCAGAGGAGAAGACGUUGAUAAAAUACCCGUGUGGAUAAUGAGACAAGCUGGGAGAUAUCUGCCUGAGUUCAGGGAAUUCCGAACGAAACACGAUUUUUUCACUAUUUGCCAAACACCUGAGUAUGCGUGUGAGGUAACACUUCAACCGAUAAGAAGAUUCGAAUUGGAUGCGAGUAUAAUUUUCUCGGAUAUCCUUGUGAUACCACAGGCUAUGGGGCUCACUGUAGAAAUGCGACCUGGAGUGGGUCCAGUGCUGCCGGAGCCGUUGGCAAAUCCAUCUGACAUGUCAAGAUUGAAGCGACCAGAUGUCGAGAAAGAUCUUGGAUACGUUGGAAAGGCUAUAACCCUUACGAGGCACAGUUUGGAGGGAAAAGUUCCUCUCAUCGGAUUCACAGGGGCCCCUUGGACUCUGAUGGGCUACAUGAUCCAGGGGGGUGGCAGUUCAACAAUGGCACAGGCCAGGUCGUGGCUGUACAGAUAUCCAGAAAAAUCCAUCGAAUUGCUACAACUUAUUACUGACAUAGUCAUUGAAUAUCUUGUCAUGCAAGUCAAAGCUGGAGCUCAGGCUCUACAAAUUUUUGAAAGUCAUGCAGAUUACCUGAAUGAUGAAUUAUUCAAAAAAUAUUGUUUUCCCUUUGUUAAACAAAUCAGUGAGAGAGUCAGGGCUAAAUUGGACGAACUGAAGAUUGCAAAAGUGCCAAUGAUUGUUUUUCCAAGGGGAGCAACAUUGAAUUCCUUGGAGCUUCUAGCCAAAGAUCAUAGCUAUGAGGUGAUAGGGGUAGAUUGGAAUGUGGAUCCAGUUGAAGCAAGACAGAGAUUUGGUCCUGAUGUCACUGUACAAGGGAACAUGGAUCCGUGUGCAAUGUAUGCUAAUGAGAACGAGGUUUUCAAACGGGCGAAGGAGAUUGGCGAAAAAUUCGGAAAAACCCGUUAUAUCGCGAAUUUAGGUCAUGGAAUACUUCCGGAUACUCCCAUCGUUUCGGUGGAGGCAUUUAUAAAAGGUGUGCAUUCCGUUUGAUAGGAGAAAAUUCAACGGGCAGUUAAUAAGGCGUUUGUAAUUGAUCUGAUGAAUAUUUGGGGAUUAUUAUUGUUGUUGGUGCGGGAGAAUCGAGUCUUUCAAUAAAUUAUAUUGAAACGAACGAAGAAUGUCCUUUUGCUUUUUACUGCUGUAUUGA
Molecule: messenger RNA, 1637 nt
Organism: Fopius arisanus
Lineage: Eukaryota; Metazoa; Arthropoda; Insecta; Hymenoptera; Braconidae
Gene: Urod
Product: uroporphyrinogen decarboxylase
Exons: 6
Coding region: 410-1480 (356 amino acids)
Biological process (GO): heme biosynthetic process
Cellular component (GO): cytosol
Molecular function (GO): uroporphyrinogen decarboxylase activity
Source: RefSeq, a predicted model, not a curated record